Messenger RNA from Opisthocomus hoazin, 1521 nucleotides. The record is from RefSeq and is a predicted model, not a curated record. Lineage: Eukaryota; Metazoa; Chordata; Aves; Opisthocomiformes; Opisthocomidae.
AUGUCACACAAUCACCUGAAAGAAGCCUUUAUCAGCAACUUAAAUGGAACGAGUUUGCUGGAAAUUUCACUGGGCUUGUCUCUGCCUCCACUCUGCCUGCUUUGCAGGGGACUCCUCUUGAUUUUAUACUACCUGCACUAUGGGAAACCGCUCAGUUCAAGGAAACGCCGCCUGCUGCUGGACUUCCUUGUGCUAAUAUCUCCUCUCGUGUUCUCCUGUACAGUCUUGUCUCCAGUCAUCUUUGUCGUGCCAGCUCUCAUUGCAGCCUUCUGUGCCGGAAUAUUUUCUAAAAUAUACAGCCAAAGAAAACAGGAGACCAGAGUGCCUUUUAGGCAAAUUGUAAAAGAAUUCCAGGAGGCGUACUUGGAUCCAGAAUACAUUCCAGCAGUAACUGUGUUUCGCGUUUACAUCAAUGUGUUGACAUCGAUCAGCAUUUUAGCAGUGGAUUUCCCGCAGUAUCCGAGGCGAUACGCCAAAGCCGAGACCUAUGGAACAGGAGUUAUGGAUUUGGGGGUCGGAGCUUUUAUUUUUGGUAAUGCUCUCGUUUGUCCUGAAGUUAGGCAGAAGUCUUAUGUGACACAACUAAAACUUUCCAGUUUGGCCAAGCAGUUCUUUUCUGUUUGGCCCUUGAUUUUUCUUGGCGUUGGACGACUGGUUAGUGUUAAGUCCAUCGAAUACCAUGAACAUACCUCAGAGUAUGGAGUGCACUGGAAUUUUUUCUUUACCUUAGCGUUUGUAAGGCUUGCAGCAUCUCUACUUCUAGCUGUAUUUCCAAAAAAUCAAUCUUGGAUUGUUGCUAUAAAUCUUGCUGUACUUUAUCAGCUUGCUCUUAACACUACCUCUCUGAAGAUGUUUAUCCUGCACGGGAGCAACGGCAGAGACACGAGGGCUGGCUUUCUGAAUGCCAACAGGGAAGGCCUGCUCUCUCUCUUUGGCUAUCUGGCCAUAUACAUGGCGAGCGUCCACCUGGGACUCCGCUUGCUGAGGUGCAGCAGCUCAGUCAGAGGCUGGACCGAGGCGCUGCGUUUCCUCCUGCUGAUGGUUCUCGCGCUCUUCCUGCUGCUUGGCGUGUCGCAGGCGUGUGCGGACCCCGUCUCCCGCCGGAUGGCGAACCUCUCCUACUGCCUGUGGGUGCUCGCUCACUGUCUGACCUUCUUUCUCUGGUUCGUAGUGACUGAUCUCGCGUUGGUGUUUGCAAAGCUUCUCGUGAAGGGCUCCAGCGUGCCCUGUUGCUGGGACGUUGUAAAGCCCCCCGGUACCAGUGCAAAGCACGGCACGGAGGCCGUGCCUGUGGGGAGGGAAGGCAGGCUGUCGCACGCGUGCCUGAUUAGCGCUAUUAAUAAAAAUCAGUUACUGUUUUUCUUGCUAGCAAAUGUUAUGACUGGUGCUGUGAAUAUAUUGAUAGAUACAAUCCACAGCAAGACUGCAAUUACAUUAUGUAUACUACACUUGUAUAUGUUUUUUAACUGUUUAAUUAUGUAUAUAUUGCAUGCCAAAAAUAUAGUAGUGAAGUUCUGGUGA